Molecule: messenger RNA, 3633 nt
Organism: Carassius auratus (goldfish)
Lineage: Eukaryota; Metazoa; Chordata; Actinopteri; Cypriniformes; Cyprinidae
Product: beta-1,4 N-acetylgalactosaminyltransferase 2-like
Exons: 11
Coding region: 186-1634 (482 amino acids)
Biological process (GO): UDP-N-acetylglucosamine metabolic process; UDP-N-acetylgalactosamine metabolic process
Cellular component (GO): Golgi membrane
Molecular function (GO): acetylgalactosaminyltransferase activity
Source: RefSeq, a predicted model, not a curated record
AGUCUCUGUCACUCAUUCACCUGUUACUCUUCAACAGGUAGCAUCUGAUACAGUAUCUGUAAUAGUCCUGUCUUUAUUUAGACGCUUAUUAGCGUAAUUUGAGUUUCAAAGUUUCAUUUUGAUGUAGAUAUAGACCGCCUAUAAUUAAAUAUAUUACAUUGUUUUUAAUCGCGACAGAUUUAAUCAUGUACGGAUCCGGCAGAACUUUAUUCCUCGUCAUUGUUUUAAGUGGCUCCCUUUUCGCCUUAUUUUAUAUUGGCAUGGUUUUUUGGAGUAAAACUUCACUACCGAUAAUGAGACUCUCAAACUGCGACCGUGAUCCAGAGAUCCCAGACUUUCCCAAACCAAAUAUCGGGCCUUUUCGUAAUGAGAAUCCAGCACCCUGUACUUGCCAAAACACUAAUCCAGCAAACCAGUUUGUUUCAAAAGACGAUAUGGAUGACAUGCAGAAACGCCGGGCAGAAGAGUUCAGACAACACCAGAUCAGAUCAGGUAAAGAAAAUGAUGUUCUUCUUCUCGUCCCGGCCAACACGCCACUCCAGUAUCCGAUGAGAGGAUUCAGAGUAACUCCCAUGAAUAAAACACUCAUUCCUGGUCUAGCCCUGCAAACACAAAAGAGAGCGGUUUACAAGGUUUCUCUAAGGGUGCAUAAAGGAGUGCUUUCAGUGAUGAAUGUCCAGGAAGGAGAGCAGGUGGAAGGCCAGAAUGAGCAACAUCUGAGCAUCUCAUCCAGCAGCCUCCAACAGCUCAACGACCUGCUGAGCAGACUGACCUACACCAGCACCAUCUACCACAUCAAGACAGAAGACCUCGCGUACUUCUCUUUUGAGAAUCACGAGGUCAUAUUCCCGAUUGAGAUCAGACGUUUGUCAGUUCCUGUACUGUUUGACCCAGGAAAAGAUGUGAACUCUCAGGUGACUGUGCUAGUAAAAGCAUUUCUGCGUUACAAAGAACUAAAUGUCCUCAUCAACAGUAUCCGUGUGAACUACCCAAAAAUAAAGAUCAUUGUUGCUGAUGACAGUCUGAACCCAGAGAAGGUGGUCGGUGACAAUAUAGAGCACUACAUAAUGCCCCCAGCACAGGGCUGGUUUGCAGGAAGAAAUCUGGCAGUGUCGCAGGUCACCACUAAAUAUUUCCUGUGGGUGGAUGAUGACUUUGUGUUUCUCAAUGAGACGCGCAUUGAGAGCUUUGUGAACAUUAUGGAAGCCGUUCCUGAGCUAGAUGUGGUUGGUGGUCAGGUAGGAGGAAAUCAGUUUGUCUUCCAGCUGCAAUACGAGGAAGGGAACAGUGAGGAAGGCGGCUGUAUCACGCGUGUCACUCGUACCCAUGCGCCCCUGCCGGGUUUCAACGGCUGCUUCUUUGCAGAUGGAGUCGUCAACUACUUCCUGGGCCGGACGGAGGCUGUGCGGAGGGUCGGUUUUGACCCAUUCCUCAAAAGAGUGGCUCACACUGAAUUCUUCGUUGACGGGCUUGGAGAUUUAUUAGUUGCCACCUGUAAAGGUCUCAGUAUUGGUCAUCAAAAACACGGUUCCACGAACAAGUAUGGUUCCUACAGGCAUCCUCCCAGAAGUGAUACACAGGCGAAGAUGACCCACCAUUUUUUUAAGAACCAUCUGAAAUGCAUCAAAUACUAAGGAGCAUUUGAGGUGAAACAUGCCAUGCCUCACACCUCAUUAAUCAUUGUUUUUUUUUUUUUUUUUUUUUUUAUUUACUCUACAAAUCAAAGGUUUGGAUCUACUUAUUCACAAGAAAGCUUGUUUUUACCAUGGAAUAAAAAACUAAUUGCUAUUUUUCAAAAUUCUGAUUUUUUUUCUUCGCUAUUCUGAUUUUACAUCUCAAAAUGUAGACUUUGUUUCUUGCCCUUUUUUCAGAUUUUUUUGUUUAAAUUUCUUAACUUUUUUCUCUCAUAAUUCAGAGUCUGUAAUCUUUUUUUUAAUUUUUUUUCACAAUUUUUGCAAUUUUUUUAUUGUAAGUCUGUAUGACAGUUAUGACUCUUUUUUUCUCUAAAUCACAAGAAAAAAGUCAAAAUUGUGUAUUGUGAGAUAGAAACCCAGUAUUGCGAGAUAUAAACUUGCAAAAUUUCAAUUACCUUUAAGUUAGUCCAUGGUGAAAACAUGCUUAAAAAAACAUUAAAGCUAUAAAAGAACAGAUGGAAGAAUGAGAAUUAUAUAGUGACCAAACAUAUUUACUAAACUUAAUGUUUUCAUGGUCUGUCAGUGAGAACUGGUUGACUGGGUUUGAUUUUCCUUUCCUUUCAUAUCCACUCCAAAUUGUUUAUUUUUUUAAUUUUUUUUUUUUUUACUUAAUUUAAUUUGUGCAAAUGAAGUAAUGGCCUAUGGGUUGGAUGUUCAUGUGGGUAACUGGUAAUGAUUUCAGGAUAAGGAGGGUGAAAAUGAUAGUGUUACAUUCCUGUUUUUUUAUAAGUGGAUCAUACACAAUUUUUAUAAGUGAAGUAUAUAAAAGUGUACGCUGUUAAAUAUUACAGCUUAUGCUGGGAGUUCAUUUUUCAAAAUUUUUAAAUGUUAUUGCUUAUUUUUAGAACAUUCAAAGGUAGUUAAUUCAGAAAUAAUGUUCAUAACAAUGGUAGUAUUAGCAAAGUGUUCUUACUUUGUUAGCUGGGAUAGCACAUUAACAAGUGAACUGAAAACAAGUGUUGCAGUUCCUGUGAAUCACCUGUUUACUGUACACACUCUCAGAAUAGUUUUUUUUACAAAAACUGUCACAUGGGUACUGCCCCAGUGACCGCUUUUGUGCGUUUUUUUCUGAGAGUGCUGUUCAUUUUAGCUUGAGGUAGAAAAAUAUAUUUUUGUAAAUAUAUUUUGAUGGUGUAACCUGCAUAUUACUUAUUUAUAUAAGAGUCAAAUUUGUAUUUUAUUUGAUAAAAUCAACAGGCCUGCAAAGUUACCAUUGUCACCAAAAUGUCAAAGUGUCAUCGGUCUUUCAUCUUUGCAUGUUUACUGGAUCAAUAUUGUCACUAAAUACAUUGCAGUGCCAAUAAAGUUUCAAUGCUCGGUUGUCAUUUUAUUUUUUGAGAAAAUUAUUUAUUUGUUUAGUCUUCAGCUUAUGUAUCCACUGUAGAAGUAAGCUAUUUUCUGCAAAUGUCCGACUUACCACUUGUUAGCUGCUAUAGAUAAAUCGCUAGAAGAAUAACAAAGUGCAUUAAACAUUAAACUUGUGCUAUAAACCAAUGUGUUCAUGAUUAGGACAACACAUUAACAUAUUGUGAUAGCACAUACCAGUUUGCAUUGCAAUAUCAAUCAGCAUAACGGACUGUUUUUAUACAGCUAAAACAACCGCAGGCGAAUGACACCGGAAGCUUCGGACAUUCAGGUUACACAAAAUAAGGCAGGCACGCAGAUGGCACUAGGGACGGGGGGACAUGACCUCCCCAGAUUCAUAGUGACCCGAUCCAGUCUAGUCUAAGCAGAAGCGACCCGGCCCACCGCUCCUGCCGCUAAAAAGCACGCUUUUGACCGCAGUGUCUGAUCGAGUCCCAAAACCAACUUGAGAGAGAUUGAGAGAGAUGGCAGAUAAAAAAGAGCGUUUACAAUCAGGCAAGAGGCAGGACCCACGUAAAUAUCAGGGGCUCAGGGUUUCAUAUAUUUUUGAAGCACCCCUGGGCGCCGCCAUUGG